This is a messenger RNA of Salmo salar (Atlantic salmon), 1859 nucleotides long. RefSeq lists its product as uncharacterized. Gene Ontology annotation, molecular function: cell-cell adhesion mediator activity. The record is from RefSeq and is a predicted model, not a curated record. Gene Ontology annotation, cellular component: axon; cell surface; neuronal cell body. NCBI's taxonomy places the organism in Eukaryota, Metazoa, Chordata, Actinopteri, Salmoniformes, Salmonidae. Gene Ontology annotation, biological process: negative regulation of neuroinflammatory response; heterotypic cell-cell adhesion.
ACAACACAAAGCCACAUUCAACAUUGGUCAACAAGGUUGCAGAACAGAGCUUGUUAUUUUUUAAACUAUCCAAUGUACUAAGUUACCAUGCCUCUCUUGAAAACGGUUCCUAGCUUCAAAUAAUGCUUUGCCACACAUCAUCCAGAGGUCCAUCACCUAGCCUCACCUAGCCACACAUUGCUGCCAUGGCUCAUGUUAACAGUUACCUUUCUAUUCAACUGCUAUUCUUUACUGAGGGGCUCUCUCAGCUGGUGAGAACACAGCAGGUUGUCACAGCAACCCUGGGAGAGGACGCUCACUUCAGCUGCAGGCUCAUGAAACCCAAAGACGUGCUUCAAGUCACCUGGCAGAAAGUGACACCAGGGGGGACUGAAAAUGUGGCCACCUACAACAAACGAUUUGGACCAGUAGUCAACCCACCUUUUCAGAGGAACGUUGAGUUUGAAGACGAGGGUCUGCAGAACUGCACUAUCGUCAUCAGAGGAGUGUCAAGAGGAGAUGAGUCCUGCUACAAGUGUCUGUUUAACGCCUAUCCAGAAGGAGCUAUCAGCGGCAGGACCUGCCUCCAAAUUAAUGAGCUGUAUGGACCCUCACUCCUCAUCACACAAACCAACAACAGUCACACCACUCUGUCCUGUUCUGCUACUGGACGACCUGUUCCUAUAGUAACCUGGGACCACAUAGAAAACAUCAGUCUAGACAAAUCCACCAUGGCUGAUGUCACCCAUUCCAAUGAAACAGUCACUGUCACCAUAACUGCCAUGGUGGCAGCGUCCAGUCUACCUGACAAAGACACCAGGGUUAGGUGUGUAGCGUCAUCCCGUGGUGCCGUCAAGGAGGUUUCCAUGGUGAUUCCAACUAGGGAUCAAGCUUCAUUUGCAGGUCAAUCUCAGGUCUCUGAUGAUGACAGGAUCAGUGGUGCAGUGGUUGGUGCAGUGAUUGGUGCAGUGCUGGGUUCAGUGUGUCUCAUUGCUGUAUUCUGUGUAAUAUGGCUGCAAAAGAGGAGAAAAGAUACCUCUUCCAGAAAACCCCAGUUCCUGACCCUGAAAUCAGCAGAACUCCCUUAAAGACACCACCAACAUCCAAACAUGUCACACCAACCUCCAGUCCAUCACAAAUGUCACACUCGUCAACCAGCUCACCAAACAGCUCAGCGAUCAAGCGUAGGUUGACUAAGAACUCCAGUCCGUCACAAAUGAUACCAUCCCUCAGCUCGUCUGACAAGCGCAGGAUACAACCAGCUCAGGAGGCUGUAAAGAGAUUAUCUCCUGAGAGACCAGAUGACCUGCAAUGUAGAAGGAAACUUUUAGAGGGUUACGAGGACUGAGUGACUACCAUACUGUCUCACACACAUCUGUGUGGUUCAGAGACCGUUUCUAUCCAUAGGCAUUGUGGGUACUGAAUAGUGGACUGAAUGGCCUACACACAUAGGCCUGCUGGUUAUUGUAUAUGUAAAUACAGUAUGAAAAUAUAGUUUGUAGUUGGUUAAUGAUGAAACAUGAUAAAUCCACACUACACUUGUUUGUGUGUUUAUUCUUCACUUUUUUAUAAAUCAAGUGUUGUGAUAUUAUAACCUACACAAUAUCAUAAUGUAGACUACUUUCAUGGUGUGUUGUGAUAUUAUAACCCACACAAUGUCAUAAUGUAGACUACUUUCAUGGUGUGUGUUUUUGUGUGUGUGUGUGUGUUUUCUUUCUUCACUUUUUAUAAAUCAAAUGCUGUAAGAUACACAAUGUUGUGAUGUCCUUUGUUGUGUGUUUGUUUUCUACUUUUAUAAAUAAAAUGUUUAAACAAUGUUGUAAUGUAUGUUGUGACAUCGCUUGUUAUACAAUGUGUCAUAAAUCUGCUGCUGGAAAUGC